Amblyraja radiata (thorny skate) is the source of this 1369-nucleotide messenger RNA. RefSeq names its product dynein light chain roadblock-type 2-like. NCBI's taxonomy places the organism in Eukaryota, Metazoa, Chordata, Chondrichthyes, Rajiformes, Rajidae. Bases 142 to 432 code for a protein of 96 amino acids. The record is from RefSeq and is a predicted model, not a curated record. Gene Ontology annotation, cellular component: cytoplasmic dynein complex. The transcript is spliced from 4 exons. Gene Ontology annotation, biological process: microtubule-based movement.
UCUCUGCUCUGCUCUGCUCUGCCUGGCGCAGUCUGCGGCCAGUCGCUCCUCCCCGCCCCGGGGAGCUGAUGUCAUGCGCAGCUGAAGGGGGAGUGUGUGUGGGAGCCGGGAGCCGCGCUGCGGGGAGAGGCGACCGGGGACAUGGCUGAAGUUGAAGAAACCCUGAAGAGAAUUCAGAACCAGAAGGGAGUUCUGGGAAUUAUUGUAGUCAAUGUGGAAGGUAUUCCCAUCCGGUCAACCAUGGACACUGCCACCACUGCCCAGUAUGCCGGCCUCAUCCAUCAGCUGUCAGUCACGGCCAGGAGCAUCAUCCGGGACAUCGACUCACAGAACGACCUCACCUUCCUCCGCAUCCGCAGCAGGAAGAACGAGAUCCUGGUUGCUCCCGAUAAGGAGUAUUUAUUGAUCGUGAUCCAGAAUCCCAGUGAAUGAUAUCUGCCACUACGCCUCGGACAAACCUCCUCAACGGCACUGAGCCGGCGGAAGCGCGCAUUCACCGGGAAGUGUUGAAUUAUCUGUAAGCCUGGCCUCCAUACUCUCCUCAAACCUACCCCCUUGCAUCCACCUCCUCCCUGAGUGUCUGAGUUCAGCGAAUAGCGAGUUAGUCAUGUGCUUACUUACUCACGUACCCGUUGGCCAGUCACGCCUGCGGUAAAGGCUGGCUCCAUUCACGUUACCACAUUGCAGGCUCCAUCAGUGAGAAUUGUUAAUAAUCUCACAGCAUUCUCUUUUAAGGCAAUGAGAAGCAAUCUAUAUCUUAAGAAGCAGUAUUUAACAAGUAACAUUUGUUAAUAAACAAAUAACACUUUGUAUCAAGGAUAGUUGUUCUCAUGUUCGCAUGGGGUUGGGUGAAGAUUGUGAUCAACGUGUAUUGAAACAAAGUUUCAAUACAUGUUGUAAAACAAACGUCUUGUAAAACAAACCAGGGUGUUUUUAGAUUAUAAAAGCAAGGCUAUAAUGUCUUAGGCCAUUCAGUUCCGAGAUGAAAAGAAAUGUCUUCACUCAGAGGAAAACACUUUGUUGGAAUUCCCUGGCCCAGAGGUAUAUUUGGAGGACAUUGAAAGAGCUGGCACGAGCAUAAUGGGCCGAGUGGCCUUCCACCCUGCUCUACACCUCUAUGGAUGCAGGUUAGAACAAGCCAGGAGGUUUUGGAUUGGUACAAGCUGGGAAUUAAUGUGAGUGAUUCCUAUGGUCCCAGGGUUUCACUCUUUAACUGUUUGUACCUUCAUUUUUUUCUCAAUUAAUGGAACAAAUGGUCUUUGACUGAUUGCAAUGUGUUAGUUGGAUAUGUGAUUUUGAGUGGAAACAGGGAGACCCAUGUGAAAGAUCAAAGUGCUUUUUUUAAUAUAAUAAAUAUUGCUCCCACAAA